This is a messenger RNA of Dermacentor andersoni, 508 nucleotides long. RefSeq names its product NADH dehydrogenase (ubiquinone) 13 kDa A subunit (gene ND-13A). Lineage: Eukaryota; Metazoa; Arthropoda; Arachnida; Ixodida; Ixodidae. Gene Ontology annotation, cellular component: respiratory chain complex I. Gene Ontology annotation, biological process: mitochondrial electron transport, NADH to ubiquinone. The record is from RefSeq and is a predicted model, not a curated record.
UGGUCCUACGUUGGUGUCGUUGCUUCCGGUUGUGCGGUUCGCCACAGAUAUUGCAGAGACCCGCAGAGGUCAUGUAUUCAUGCAUGCGAAAUCCGUCGAAAUUUGUUCAAGUGACACAGCGCUUGGCUAUUCAUUGUCGUUCAAGUUCUAAUGUUGUGAAAGAUGUGGAGCCUCCCAAGGAUCCUAUAACGCAUACUGGGCAGCACUGGGAUAAGGAUGAUUAUCGACUAGCUCGCUUUCUGGACACCCCUAAACAGAUAAACCCCAAUUUUGCCAUCAAGUUGAUUGCAGAAGUUCCUCCCAAGGCAGUCAGCACCCGUACGACAUGGUGUGAUGGCGGCAGUGGGGCCCUUGGCCAUCCCAGAGUUUUUAUAAAUUUGGAUGCACCUGGCAACCACACCUGCGGCUACUGUGGUCUCCGAUUCUACCAGGAUCACUCGUCAAAGGGUCACUAGGAAUGAGGAUUGUACAACCUUAUUAGGCAGAAUAAUAACCUUGUUAUAUGAAA